Molecule: messenger RNA, 693 nt
Organism: Phytophthora sojae
Lineage: Eukaryota; Oomycota; Peronosporomycetes; Peronosporales; Peronosporaceae
Exons: 1
Source: RefSeq, a predicted model, not a curated record
CUCCUGGCCGCCCGCGCGCGGCUGCUGCGCGGCCCCGCGGCAUUACGCUGCGUCUCUGCAGUCGCUCGCUCUGUUGGCAACAACGCGGCGAUCGUUUCCGCGCCUUGCGCGCGCUUCGAGACGACGAAAUCGCGUCUGUUUUCCACGAUUGACGGUCCUAAAGACGAGGAUGAAGACAAGCAGGACCUGGACCUGGGCCUGACUGACGAGCAGGAGCAGCCAAUCGACGACGGUCUCAGCCCGCUUGAGCGUCUGAUGCAGCACUCGCAGCAGUUCCGCAUUGAUCUGGAUCUGGAGGACGACGAAGACGCAGCUAAAGCAGGACACGGACAGGAUGAUAGCGGCGAUGAUAAAUCCCAGGACGAUCAGGACGACGAGGUUUUCGCCAGUACCAGGCAGGACGAGGCCCCCAGCAGCAAGAAGAAGACUAGUAGCAAUGAUACUGGCAGCACUCGCCCGUCCUUCAAGCGCAACACGUUCCGUCGCCGCGGCUCCUCGGACCGCCAGUCGCAGCUGGGCAAGAUGGCGGUGAACCGCCUGCUGCAGAAGGACAUGGACGAGCUCAACUACGACGCCGAGCUCGAGGGCGUGUGGGGCGAGCAGGAGCUCAAGCAGCGCAAGUUCCACCAGCAUUUGCGUCGCGAGCAGGACAGAGACCAUGUCUGUCAGAACUGCGGCGAGCGCGGCCACCGC